AUGGCUAACUCCGGAAACACACGGAUUUAUCACUUGAAGGCCUUCCGAGAGCUACGAAUAGUGACCCUGGAAAAGUAUACCAAAUUUGACGAAGAGGAUGAAGAAGAAUGCGUUAAAGUUCGUUUAUUACCCAGCGGAAGAGGUGUAGGACACAAAAACGAGUACAACAGCAGUGGCAAUGGCGACUUCCCAAGCACGGCGGAAAUAUUUGGAAAAGAGUUAAUUAUUGAUAAGGAGUACAAAUUUGGGUGUAACAGAAAAUUUGCCAUCUAUACAUUCACAGGAUGCACAAUUCAGAUAAAAGGUCGAACUCUGCAGGAGUAUGAAAGUGGGAACAGCACAAUGAGGGAUUACUUAUCCUUAUCGUAUAUUCUGGAUGCCUACAGAAAGUUGGCAAAGAAGAAGAAAAAAAUUGGACCCAGAGUUCUCAUUACAGGAAAUAACAACUCAGGAAAAAGUUCCGUCUCGUUGAUACUCCUCAAUUAUGCAUUAAAGUCAGGAUUCAAACCGAUCUUUAUUGAAGCAGAUACCAAGUGUACCUGUGACAAGGUCGAAUUGAAUAGGGGGCCUGGGAUUAUGAGUUCCUUUGUUUACGACCCAAUGAAUCGGAUGAAGUAUGCACUGGAUUACUACUUUGGCUACCUCGACCUGAAUGAAGACAUCAAUCUGUACUAUCACUUAAAUGAGUGCAUAAGCAGCUGCGUUCACCUGAUGCUGCUGAACAAUCUGAACUGCGUCUCGUGUGGCGUCAAAUCGGAUGCCGAGCAGGAGAGCAUUUACGCCGCGGGGUUCAUUUUAAACGUUCCCUCCGAGGCCGAUCACCUAGUCAUUAAGAACCUGAUUGAAAUAUACGGCAUAAACAUCGUCGUCGUGAUUGACAACGCCUUUUUGCACUACUCGCUGAAGGACCAGUAUGGGGACGAGUUUUCUAGGCUCGGCGCGGACCGGGGGCGCGACUAUGGCGGUGACUACGACAGAGACUACAACCGUGACUACGAGCGGGACUACCGCUAUCAUUCCCGGAGGGACCCCCUGGCCGAGACACGCCAUAAGCCAACCUCUCUGUCCGCUGUGUCCCCCGCGGAUAAACAGCGAAACGACAACAACGACACGGAUGAUCCAGUCGACCCAGUCGAAAUUGUAGGCAUGCCCAAGUACGAAGGAGUGAUCCCAUCAGAUAAUAACCGAGUAAGGUACUGCAAAAAUCUGUGGUACUAUGAAUAUUUUACGAAAGAUAUUAUAGUGACGAAGAACGUCCACAGAAAGAGCCACGUCAUUUCGUUUAAGUAUAGUCAUACUAGGUUCAUUAAGCUAGACACAAACUUGGCUGUGCCUUUGUCAGCAUUACCAGCGGAUGCGAGGAACAUACAGAGGGAAAACGUAACGGUUAGUUUGUAUAAUGGGAAUAUUAGCAACCUGACGCACUGCAUUUUGGGAGUCUCCUACUCGAAAGACCUUCAUUAUGUGCAUCUGAUGAACAUAGCUGCGUUCGUGCAUGUGCAGAGUGUGCGUCUCUUCGAAUCGGAGGUGGGUGAAGAUACGGGGAGGAGUGAGAAGGGCGCGGAUGCAGCGCAGGGCAGUGCGGAGGCGCAGAACGACUACUUGAUAGAAAUUCUCUGCCCCCUGUCCGUCACCACGAAGAACCUCCCGCCCUACUUUGUCGUCCCAGGCAAUGCCAAGCAAAUGAAGUUUUAG
Molecule: messenger RNA, 1695 nt
Organism: Plasmodium inui San Antonio 1
Lineage: Eukaryota; Apicomplexa; Aconoidasida; Haemosporida; Plasmodiidae
Exons: 1
Coding region: 1-1695 (564 amino acids)
Biological process (GO): cleavage in ITS2 between 5.8S rRNA and LSU-rRNA of tricistronic rRNA transcript (SSU-rRNA, 5.8S rRNA, LSU-rRNA)
Cellular component (GO): nucleus
Molecular function (GO): polynucleotide 5'-hydroxyl-kinase activity
Source: RefSeq, a predicted model, not a curated record